AUGAGCCUAUUGGUUAGAAUAAUAGGUAAUAAGCAGAGUAGGCAUAUAAAGUUGAAAAACCAAGAUAUUGAUAAUAAGCCUAUUGCGUCGCCAUUGGUGAAAGCAAAACAUAUUAGUGAUUCGUUGAAAACAAAAAGUGUUCUGGAAGCAUCCAAAUCGACUUGCUCGUUAUUCCUAAGGGAGACAGGAGAUGACCAUGGCCGAGUCUACAAUGGUAUGUAUCAGCGGCAUAUGCAUGUGAAAGUCUAUUUGGAUGCUUCUGGAACACUUUUUGUGGUCAACAAAUUAAUAGUGUGGCUUGCUUUCAUCGGACGUAACUACUGCCCUUCGUUUUCAGUAAUUUUAGCCAACACUCAACAGAAUACAUACGAGGUGGUGUUUGAUGCAGCCGGAAAGAGAGUUGGGUUCCGCCCCAACCGCUGCCCUUGA
Striga asiatica is the source of this 429-nucleotide messenger RNA. NCBI's taxonomy places the organism in Eukaryota, Viridiplantae, Streptophyta, Magnoliopsida, Lamiales, Orobanchaceae. The record is from the annotation of a GenBank genome assembly.